Triticum dicoccoides is the source of this 1696-nucleotide messenger RNA. RefSeq names its product F-box protein SKIP23-like. The coding region runs from base 113 to 1366 and encodes 417 amino acids. NCBI's taxonomy places the organism in Eukaryota, Viridiplantae, Streptophyta, Magnoliopsida, Poales, Poaceae. Gene Ontology annotation, molecular function: protein binding. The transcript has 2 exons. The record is from RefSeq and is a predicted model, not a curated record.
GCCACAUUCCACUCACUCCAUUCUGCACGCCAGCGACAGCAGCCGCAGCGCGGCGGGGACGGCAACGCGACCCCAUCUCCGGCACCGGGACGGCGACCGUCUCACUGGACCGAUGGCAGCAGAGAACAAUCGGCACUGGAAGCCACCGUCGUCGUGGUCAGCCCUCCCGCUGGAACUGGCAGGCCUGGUGCUCCGCUUGCUCCCCGCAUACGCCGACCGCGCCCGGUUCGCCGCGGUGUGCCCACAGUGGCGUGCCGCAGCCAGGCAGAAGCUGACGCCCCCUCCACUGCCGCUGCUCGCGCUCCCUGACGGCACCUUCUACAGCCUCCCCUACGGCGAGCUCUUCCGCUUCCCCGGCUGCGGCUUUGCUGGGUACAAGAGCGCCUGCGGCAGCUGGCUUGUCUUCCCCCGCGACGAUGGGUGCUUCCUUGUCAACCCUUUCUCCAGGGCCACCGUGACGCUCCCUGCUCUCUCGAGCGUCCGACUCCGGCCUCCAAAUGCAGUCACUAAGUGGUCAGAUGUGGGAAAGGCGAAAUGUGCCGAACCUUUCUGCACAUGGAUGCAUAUCAAUGAUUCAGAGGAGCUGCACAUAAUUAAGCUGCUCCUGUGCUCGCCAAACCUCGUUGCUGCACUGGUCGGUGUUGAAUACACCAGUCAGAUCCUAAUGUGCCAGCCAGGGGCCUUGUCGUGGUCGGUACGUGCAUGCGAUGAGUGUAAGGAUUUUGAAGACAUGGCAUUCUACCAGGGAAAGCUCUAUGCCAUCACCGAUGAUGAGGACCUCCUUGUGGUGAACGUCAGCAGUGACCAAAGCACCGGCGAUCCACAGGUUUCUCGGGUUGGAAGGGUCAUCAAGGCCAAGGGUGACCAUUGCUACAAGGGGGACCUCAGUGUCUACCAUGUUGUGUGUCGAGAGAACUCUGUACCCGUCAUGCCCGUCAAGAAGGUCUAUCUGGUUGAAUCGUGUGGCGCGUUGCUGAUGGUACGCAGGAAGAUUUGGUGCCAGGCUCCUAGACCUGGAGUGACCAGUAAAAUUGUUGCUGGAAAGAGCGAGUUUGAGGUAUUCAAGGCUGACUUUGAGCAUUCACGGUGGAUCAAGGUGUCGACCGUGGGGGAUGACCAGGUUCUGUUUGUAGGGCGAAGGUGCUCCAGGGCUCUGUCUGCGUCUCGGUAUGGCUUACUGGGCAAUCGCAUCUUCUUUUUGGAUGACGAUGACGAGCAUCGCGUGGACUACUUCUACGACAAGGAGAACACGUCUUGCAGCUCCUAUGACAUGAGACUCGGCGAUGUCUCUUCCCCUCAUCCAAUGAUUUCCUGGAAGCGCCGCAAAGAGAUGCGUCUGGCAGCAUGGCUAUUCCCCCAGGACUGAAUUGAAGGUGCUAUAUUGUUGUUGGCUUGUUGUUAUACAAGCUACUCCCAUGUUUAUCUAACCAUGCUGUAGAUGUUGGUGUCCAUCCUUUAUUUUGCAAGCUGCUCACAGGUUAUCUAUCUGACUGUGGUAAACAUGGCGGUUCAUUAUGGUGUUCGGAGGUCCCAUACAAGCCGUGAAAUGCCUUAGUGGAGAGUAUUUAACUUUCUUAUGCCAUAGUUGCCAUGUAUCAGUGAUUGUCUGAAUUUAUUAUGGUGGUUACUAUGCAAGCUGUUAACUGCAUCGGUUUUCAACCUGCACAGUUCAGUGGUUCUCCUACAAGCCGCAAAA